AUGGCUUCUCAACUACUACGUGUGGCAUUCGGCCUAUCUCUGCUUGCAAACGCAAUCGGCGUAGGCGCCGUGAUCGAACGUCCUGCCAAAUACACCGAUGAGAUCCCUGAGGCGGAGAAGGUGGCUCUUGCAUCUGUCGUCGAAGACAAUCCAGAUGACAUUGUCUACCCAGGACUACGUCCAGCGCGCCUGGUAGGAUAUGACGGAAUCUCGCCAGGACCGACUAUCAUUGUUCCUAGGGGCACCGAGUCUGUCGUUCGCUUCAUCAACCAGGGUGAUCGUGAGAGUUCUAUCCAUCUGCACGGCUCACCAUCCCGCGCUCCAUUCGAUGGAUGGGCCGAAGACAUGACUUUCCCCGGCCAGUACAAGGACUACUACUACCCGAACAACCAGGCCGCCAGGUUCCUCUGGUACCAUGACCACGCCAUGCACUUUACGGCGGAGAACGCCUACUUCGGUCAAGCAGGUGCUUACCUGAUCACUGACCAAGCCGAAGACGCUCUUGGCUUGCCCUCUGGAUACGGGAAAUACGACAUUCCAUUGGUGCUCAGCUCGAAGUACUACAACGCUGAUGGCACACUCCAAUCCAGCCUCAAUGAGGACAACAGUCUGUGGGGAGAUGUCAUCCACGUCAAUGGUCAGCCAUGGCCCUUCCUCAACGUCGAGCCUCGCAAGUACCGUUUCCGCUUCUUGAACGCAGCGGUGUCUCGAAACUUUGCACUUUACUUCGUCACAUCAGCCAACACGAAUGCAAGACUGCCAUUCCAAGUCAUCGCAUCUGACGCUGGUCUUCUCACGCACCCAGUCCAGACUUCGGAUUUGCUUGUCGCAGCGGCAGAACGCUACGAAGUUGUCUUCGACUUCUCCAAAUUCGCUGGUCAAGCGAUCGAGCUGCGCAAUCUUCCCAAAGCCAAUGGCAUCGGAACAGAUGACGACUACUCGAACACUGAUAAGGUCAUGCGCUUCAUGGUGAGCAGCGACCCAGUCACCGACAACUCGGUUGUUCCAGAGAAACUGUCGCAAAUCCAGUUUCCCGCCGACAAGACAGGCAUCGAUCAUCACUUCCGUUUCCACAGGACCAACAGCGAGUGGCGUAUAAACGGCAUCGGCUUUGCUGAUGUGGAGAACCGUAUCCUAGCCAAGGUGCCGCGUGGAACUGUUGAGCUCUGGGAGCUAGAGAACAGCUCCGGUGGCUGGUCUCAUCCCAUCCACGUGCACCUAGUCGACUUCAGGGUAGUAGCACGCUACGGAGACGAGGCCACCCGCGGAGUCAUGCCUUACGAAUCUGCGGGACUAAAGGAUGUGGUGUGGCUUGGCCGUCACGAAACCGUCCUAGUCGAGGCCCAUUACGCUCCAUGGGACGGCGUUUACAUGUUCCACUGCCACAACCUCAUCCAUGAAGACCAAGAUAUGAUGGCAGCUUUCGACGUCACCAAGCUCGACAACUUUGGGUACAACGAGACGACUGACUUCCAUGACCCUGAAGACAAACGCUGGUCUGCUAGACCGUAUGAGCCAUCUGAUCUUACAGCACGCUCUGGAAUUUUCUCCGAAAGUGGCAUCCGGGAGAAGGUGAACACUCUGGCCCUCGAGCAGCCAUACAGCGAGUUGGACAAGGUCACAGCGGCCCUGGACUCUUACUACAAGACAAACCAGAAGAGAGAAGCAGAUUGCGCGAACCAAGCGGCCGGCCCAAUUCCCCGUUACCGCCGGUUCCAAGUCUAA
Parastagonospora nodorum SN15 is the source of this 1725-nucleotide messenger RNA. RefSeq lists its product as hypothetical. NCBI's taxonomy places the organism in Eukaryota, Fungi, Ascomycota, Dothideomycetes, Pleosporales, Phaeosphaeriaceae. Gene Ontology annotation, molecular function: oxidoreductase activity; copper ion binding. Bases 1 to 1725 code for a protein of 574 amino acids. The transcript is spliced from 5 exons. The record is from RefSeq and is a predicted model, not a curated record.